CCUAACAUUAUUACCGAGUAUCGUUUGUUGAUAACCGAGCCGACAGAGCUGCCUUGUCAUAUUUCAGGUCAGCUAGCCAACUUUUAAGUUAUUUGUUAGCUUUCAAGUUAGCCAACUCUCCACAGAGACAAGAGAAAAUGCCAGCCAGGAAGACUUGCAUCAAGAAAAACCAGGAGAACGUCGUCCAGUGGACUAGUUUAUUCCUGAACGACCUGAAGACCGAACAGGAGUCCCUGGUGUUCGUCAAAAGGAUGAUGGCGCUGGCUGUCUCCUCCAUCACCUACCUCAGAGGGAUUUUCCCAGAGGACGCCUACAGAUCACUGUACCUAGAAGACUUAUGCGCCAAAGUUUUACGAGAGGACUGCAGCACACUAGGUGCCUGCAAAACUGUGAAAUGGAUGAUGGGCUGCUUUGAGGCAUUAGAGAAGCGAUAUCUCCAGCUUGUGUUAAUUGGGGUCUACACCAAUCCAGAUGACCCAAAUAGCAUUAUUGAGUCCUACCAGUUCAAAUUGAAAUACAAAGAUAAAGGACCAGAGAUGGACAUAUUCAGGAACGAGAAUGCAGAGAUGCGGGUGACAAUAGAGGACACCAAGAAGGCCUCAGUGCUCCUCAUCAGGAAGCUCUUCCUGCUGAUGCAGAACCUGGAUGCCCUUCCCAGCCAGGUCCACCUCACCAUGAGGCUCUACUACUAUGAUGACAUCACACCUGCUGAUUAUCAGCCACCAGGCUUCAAGGAGGGUGAAUGCAGCAGCCUGUGGUUUGAGGGCAUGGCUGUGCACUUCAGGGUAGGUGAGGUGCAGACGGCCUUCCACACCCUCAAAGUACGUGUGGCAGCUGAACAAAGACGGCUGGACAAGCUUCAGGAAGGAGAACACGUGAAGGAGAACAAGCAGGAAUCUGAAAAAUCUGGCCUGCCAGCGGAUCCUCAUGAGAAGAAUAUGGACAAAGAUGACCUACCUUCUGAAGACGAGUCUGCACAAUUCAAGAAGCCCCAAAGGCCUGUGGCAAAGAGAAUAGGUGUUGCCAAAAACCUGGCUAAGAAGAAAAGAAGAAUUUAAUCAGCACAUCCCACUAAAUCACACAACAACACAAAGAUGAAUUAAGUU
Myripristis murdjan (pinecone soldierfish) is the source of this 1106-nucleotide messenger RNA. It is a transcript of the gene zte38, whose product is annotated as zebrafish testis-expressed 38. Bases 138 to 1058 code for a protein of 306 amino acids. Lineage: Eukaryota; Metazoa; Chordata; Actinopteri; Holocentriformes; Holocentridae. The record is from RefSeq and is a predicted model, not a curated record. The transcript is spliced from 12 exons.